Notothenia coriiceps (black rockcod) is the source of this 1689-nucleotide messenger RNA. It is a transcript of the gene blnk, whose product is annotated as B cell linker. Gene Ontology annotation, biological process: cell surface receptor protein tyrosine kinase signaling pathway; intracellular signal transduction. Bases 1 to 864 code for a protein of 287 amino acids. The record is from RefSeq and is a predicted model, not a curated record. The transcript has 16 exons. Lineage: Eukaryota; Metazoa; Chordata; Actinopteri; Perciformes; Nototheniidae.
AUGAAGUCCCUGCUAGAGAGCAGUCCUGAAAGAGACUUUUAUGAAGUUCCUGACAAAGAGGGGAACUCAUUAUCUCUUCCAGCAAACAGACUUGGUCCAAUCCCCGCCACACAGUCUCCUUCUACACCACCCAAGCCCAGCCCCAGAGCGAACCCGAGGAGAUCUCCUACUCCUGUCCAGAAGCCCUCAGGCGACGAUGAAUAUGAAGUUUGUGAUCCAGAAGAUAGUUCCACUAAUAAACGUGCUGAGGGUCCUCCUCGACCAAGACCAAAACCUUUGCCAAGAGAGAGGUCCCCAAUACCACCUGUCAAGCCGAAGCCAGAAUUCAAACCUAGGGAAUUUGAAAGCCGAACGCUGACUGUGAUGCAGAAGGAUCUGAAGCCUCAGAGAACAGCUUUCACACUGGACCCCCAACGACCAAAAAUUCCUUUUCCACAGAUGACCUUCACAAAGCCAACUGACAGAGGAAGUGUCAUUGCUGAGAAUGGGACAACAGGCCAAGAUAAGGAUGCAGGCGUCUAUAAGAAAUCCUGGUAUGCCUCGGCAUGUGACCGCAAAACUGCUGACGAUGCGUUGUGUCGCUCGGGCAAAGACGGGGCGUUCAUGGUGAGGAGGAGCUCCGGUCAGGACGCGCAGCAGCCAUACACACUAGUGGUGUUUUAUAAGGGCAGAGUGUACAACAUCCCCAUCCGCUUCAUAGCCGGCACUCAGCAGUACGCUCUGGGAAGAGAGAAGAAAGGGGAGGAGUUUUUCAGCAGCAUCUCCCACAUCGUAGAGAACCACCAGAGGCAUCCUCUGGUGCUGAUCGACAGCCAGAGUAACAGCAAGGACGCCGUCAGACUGAGCCAGCCCGUCACGCCCUGAUGACCUAACCACGGAUUGGACAAACCUGCUGUUUUUACUGCCGGACUAUUGUUUACAGAAGUCAUUAUUUGAUGCAUAUCGCCUCCCAGUGUUCAAUGAAUGCUUCAUCCACAUCAUUUAAAUGUGUAUAUCUAUUACUAUCCCUGAGUGACCUUGCAUUUGUGAAGAAUCUUCCAGAAGAAUCCACAAGCGGAGAACAAUCUGAAGGAGUCACAAAAACGUAUACAUUUAAUUUAUCCAGAGCAACUCACAAUAAUGAGGAUACAAACUCAGAACAGCAACUUAUUUAAACUUCUAGAUACUGAAAUUAUAUGUUUCUCUUUAUUGGUUAAUGUGCAGUCUGUGACGGAAAAAAACAUGCAUUUAGAAAACUCUAAACUGACCAUAAGGAGAGUUAAAUCGUAAGGUUUUAUUCAGAAUGCAUGUGUUUUGGAAGUAGUCAGCAUAAAGCUGAGCAGAAGACUUUUUAUACGCUUAUACACUAGUGACUAGACUAAAAGCUUAAGAUGUAAAACACCACCUAUAAAGUUUCUUAGUGGAUGUUUUGUUCCAUCGCAGACUGAAAACCUAGCAUUAUAUUGAUAUUGAUGAUCAUGUUGUUUUUUGAAGGAUCAAAUAUGAUUUGUUAAGUCUGUGGAAUACUAUUUGUUUAUAUCUCAGCUAACAAGGUGAAAAACUGCUAACGCUUUGGUCGUUUUGUGGUUGAAGUAUUCCUUUCAUAUUUAGUCCAGUAAACAGGAUUGUAUGUAUUGCACUCAGAAGACUAUAACUUUUUGAAGAUGUUUUUUUAAUGCGUAAACAGUGUAAUAAAAAUGAAUGUGGGGA